UCUUCCAGUAAACCUAGGAGAUGUUCAUUGGUACCUAGCAGUUAUAAAUGUCAGAAAACGAUGUAUCCAAGUGCUUGACUCGCUAGGCACAAGAAUGCAUCGCGAGGAUCUCGAUGCUAUGCUGCAAGGAUUGGAAAAUGUAUUCACAUUUGCCUCCCGUCACAUGGAACUAAAAUCUGACAAGUGGAAGGACCAAAACGUCACAACAUGGCCUAGGGAAGAGUGCAUUAAGAGCAGCCUGCAGACAGAUGGGUCAUCGUGUGGUCUGUGGAUGUUAAAUUUUAUGGAAUAUUUCACAGGGGAUAUUUUAUCUGACAUUCCUGAACAGGUCAAUAUGACAGAUUUUAGAAGCAACCUAGCAGUUAUUUUGGUGGAUUCACAUUUAAAUGAUGAUAAUAUAAGGAAUCGAGACUUCAAAGAAGAUGAAGACCAUACAUUUGAUCCCACGGAUUGUGUCAUUGUGGACGGACCCCCUAAAAACAUCAAAGCAUCGAAACUAUCAUCAGAAAUUGGGUUCAUCUCACAAUCAUUGCUUCUAUCACCAUCUGUCAAUCCAACGGACGAGGAUUUAAUAGAUAAACUUUGCCUAUACAUCAGCACGGUUCAUGAUAUCCCUUCACUAGAGACCGAAUGGGUUAGAAGUUACGGUCCUUAUCCUAUUAGUCUUAAUUUGAGGCAAAUAAGUAACAUACUAAAUAUGGCUGAAAAUAUGGACGUUAGUUGCUUUAACAUGGCCGUACGAAUACUAGCGUGGCACGACAUCCAGUUUGCUAGGGAUGUCCCAGUUCACUACAUGGAUUUAAACUUCUGUAUUUUAUUGCCUUGGGAUAUUCUUGGGUUAUUCCAGUUGUUCGUCUUGGAUCGGAACAAAAAAGUUGUCUCUUUUUUAGAUCCACUUCCAAUACCAAAUUUAAGGAAGAAUAUACUAAAAACGGUGGCUGAUAAUUUUAACCGUGCGCUCAAAGUUGCAAACCCUCCAUCAAAGGAUGACAUAAAUAAAUGGGGUUGCAAGUAUCCCAAAAUUCCGACAAACUCAGAUGGGUAA
Lolium perenne is the source of this 1045-nucleotide messenger RNA. RefSeq lists its product as uncharacterized. NCBI's taxonomy places the organism in Eukaryota, Viridiplantae, Streptophyta, Magnoliopsida, Poales, Poaceae. The record is from RefSeq and is a predicted model, not a curated record.